AUGAGUUUUCCCUUAACAUCUCCGCUAUUCUCUUGCAUCUCUUCCACAUUCAGCAAUGUCACUCUUUUUGGCGCAUCUAUAAUAGAAUUAGGAGCAACCCAGUUGACGAAUGUAUCACUUGCUUAUCCGUACUAUCCAACGUACGGUGGUUUGAAUUUCUGCAAUGUAUCUGUCACCUAUACCCACCCUGGCCAGAAUGAUACACUCCGCGUCCAAGUUUGGCUCCCAUCGACCACUUAUACCGAACGAAUGCAAGGAAUUGGUGGUGGGUCAUAUGGCGCCGGCCUAAACGAUGUGGCAUUUGGUGGCAUGGCACUCGCUGUAUCACAGGGCUACGCUGCAGUCACCCUAGAUGCCGGUCUUCCCUCCCAGAAAACUGUAGACCUGCAACCUGAAGACUGGGCACUGCUCAGUCCUGGCAACGUCGACCUUUACGCCCUACAAAACCUCGCCUCGGUAUCGCUCAGCGACGCUACUUUGUUGGCAAAGGACUUUGUGGAGAGUUACUAUGGUCAACUUCCUAAAUUCUCGUAUUGGAAUGGUUGCUCGCAAGGCGGGAGACAGGGUCUCAUGCUGGCACAGCAAUAUCCUGAUCUUUAUGACGGGAUCCUGGCUGCAUCUCCUGCUAUCAGCUGGAACAAGUGGGCUAUUGGAGAUUACUAUCCCACAUUUGUCAUGGAUCAACUUAAACAGUACCCAUACGCAUGCGAACUCGAGGCUAUACGGACAGCGGCAAUCAAUGCGUGUGAUGAACUCGAUGGGGUUGUCGAUGGAAUUAUCACCGAUCCCGAAGCGUGCAACUUUGAUCCCAGCACAGUGGUAGGUGGACCAGUUAACUGUUCGGAUGCAGCCGGCCCUCUUACAAUCAGCGACGCGGCGGUGAAAGUGGUCCAGGCUGUAUGGGGAGGAGCUCGAGAUGACCGCAAUGAAUCUCUCUGGUUUGGCUUGAACAAGGACGCUGCGAUCACGGGGUCAAGCGGACUGGCGGAAACUUCAUGUACAAAUGGGACGUGCAGCAGGUCACCGCCUCCUCUAUGCAAUACUUGGCUUCAGUAUUUCCUCGCCAAAGAUCCUUCCGUCGACCUCUCAACCAUGACUCAAACAUACUAUGACGACCUCUUCAGAAUAUCAGUGCAGCAAUACACAUCAAUCUACGGCACCGACGACCCUGAUCUCAGCGCAUUUCGGGACAGUGGCGGAAAGAUGAUCACAUACCACGGACUAUCUGAUGUUCUUAUUCCUCCGAUGACUACGCAGCAUUACUACGAUGCUGCAACAGCCGUGGACCAGAGCGUACAAGACUACUAUCGCUUAUUCUUCUCACCGGGAUUAGGACAUUGUGAUGGGGGCUUAGGCGGCUAUCCGGCCGGUGCUUUUGAAGCCUUGCAGACGUGGGUGGAGAAUGGAACUGCACCGGACACUUUACUAGGAACGAGCGCUGCAGAUUCCCAAGGCAAUGUUAUUGAAAGACCGUUGUGUUUGUAUCCGAAGAAGCAGAUUUAUAAAGGGUCUGGGAAUACGAGUGUGGCGGAGAAUUUUGCGUGCGAGUAA
This is a messenger RNA of Lachnellula hyalina, 1551 nucleotides long. Its product is annotated as putative feruloyl esterase. The record is from RefSeq and is a predicted model, not a curated record. The transcript is spliced from 2 exons. NCBI's taxonomy places the organism in Eukaryota, Fungi, Ascomycota, Leotiomycetes, Helotiales, Lachnaceae. The coding region runs from base 1 to 1551 and encodes 516 amino acids.